This is a messenger RNA of Drosophila erecta, 1297 nucleotides long. Its product is annotated as probable 3-hydroxyisobutyrate dehydrogenase, mitochondrial. Lineage: Eukaryota; Metazoa; Arthropoda; Insecta; Diptera; Drosophilidae. Gene Ontology annotation, cellular component: mitochondrion. The record is from RefSeq and is a predicted model, not a curated record. Bases 143 to 1117 code for a protein of 324 amino acids. The transcript has 2 exons. Gene Ontology annotation, molecular function: NAD binding; 3-hydroxyisobutyrate dehydrogenase activity; NADP binding. Gene Ontology annotation, biological process: L-valine catabolic process.
ACAACUCUCGAGCGGCCGCUGGAAUGAGCUGAAAAUAAGCGACCAUCCAACUGCGGGGAGCAGUGUGCUUCUGACAGCGAUCCGAUCACGUAGAACUCGCGCAGUUUCAGCCGUAUACCUUAGAUUUCUUAGACUAACAGCCAUGUCGCUACGUGUGAUGUCCCCCGCUGUUCUGAAUGCCUGGAGCCAGACCCUGGUGAGGGCCAUGUCCACCCAGGGCGGAGCCAAGAACAUCGGUUUCGUGGGCCUGGGCAACAUGGGCGCCAACAUGGCCAGCAACCUGAUCAAGGCCGGCCACAAGCUGCAUGUGUUCGAUAUCUCCAAGCCUGCCUGCGAUGGUCUGGCCGCCAAGGGAGCCACCGUGUACUCCAAGACCUCAGAGCUGGCCCAGAACUCGGACUUUGUGAUCACCAUGCUGCCGAACAACGCCAUUGUGGAUGCCUCCUACGAUGAGAUGACUGCCGAUGGCGUCAACAAGAACACCAUCUUCAUUGACUCGUCGACGAUCUCGCCGGAUUUGGUCAAGUCGCUGCAGAAGAAGAUCAGCGCCAAGGGAGCCCGGUUCAUCGAUGCACCCGUUUCCGGCGGAGUGCCCGGCGCCGAGCAGGCCACCCUCACCUUCAUGGUGGGCGGCACGGAGGCGGAGUACAAUGCCGUCAAGGCCGUCCUGGAGUGCAUGGGCAAGAAGAUCACCCACUGCGGCGUCUAUGGCAUGGGCCAGGCCGCCAAGCUGUGCAACAACAUGAUGCUGGCCAUCUCGAUGAUCGGUGUGUCGGAGGCCAUGAAUCUGGCGGUGCGCCAGGGGCUCGAUGCCAAUAUCUUUGCCGAGAUCAUCAACUCCUCCACCGGACGCUGCUGGUCCUCGGAGAUCUACAACCCCGUGCCCGGAGUCUGCCCCACUGCCCCAGCCAACAGAGACUACGCCGGCGGUUUCUCCACGGCCCUGAUCACCAAGGAUCUGGGACUGGCCUCCGGAGUGGCCAACAGCUCCAACUCACCCAUCCCGCUGGGUUCCCUGGCCCACAAGGUCUACCAGUCGCUGUGCGAGAAGGGUCUGGGCAACAAGGACUUCUCCGUGGUGUACGACCUGAUGAAGAAGGAGAAGUUCAGCGUUUAGGUUUAGGUCACUGACUACAGGUUGUGGUGGCCACCACCACGUCACCUCCGCAUCCAAACCAGUCCUGCAUUUAAAUAUAGCACUAAGUCCCUCUUUUUCAAUUUCUUUAUGCCUGUUGCCUGUUCUAUGCAAAUUAUACGUAUGUAUAUUAAAGACGUAUCGCAUUGAGUGAAAAAGUUC